ACUCACUAACUACUCGCUCUGACUAAAUUUGUACAAUAUAUUUCAGUUUAAGCACCUUUAUUUAUUAAUAAACUUUUUCUGGUUGUUUAUGUAUAAAAUGUGGAUCAUUAAUAUGAAACAUCCUCCUGGGUGAGACUCGGUUCUUAUCUGUGCUCCACGUGUCUGAUCUGAUCUGAUCUGAGGGACUUCAGCACUGACAGAACCGCAGCAGGUACCAGGUGGAUGCCAGGCUGCUUAUUUAAACUGGCAUGGCUUUGAUGGAGCAUGCCGAGGCUCAGCUGGCAGAGAUCGAGUUGUUGGUGAGCAUGUUUCCCAGUGUGGAGGAGCUGGAGGUGGAUCAGUUGGCUCUCUCAGAACUCAGGGCUUUUGUGGAGGGAACAUCUACCGACCCCCCGAGCACCAGAGCUGAAGUGUGUGUGAAGAUCAGGACUCACACUGGGGUGUGUGUUACGUUGUCCUGUUCGUACCCACCCGACUACCCACAAAUGCUUCCUGAGAUCACGGUCAGAUGCAGCGACCUGAGUCGAACCCGGCACGCGGCGCUGGUCUCCGGCCUGCGCUCGUACCUGAGCGAGAGCUGUAGCGGUGAAGCGUGCGUACUCUCCGCCGUUAACUGGCUCCGAGACCACACGGACGAACACGCGGAGCGAGAGGACGACGCCCCGAGAGAGGAACCCGAAACCGCUAACGACGAGACCUUCACCCGCCUCUGGAUCUACAGCCAUCACAUCUACAACAAGAGCAAGAGGAAGAACAUCCUGGACUGGGCUAAAGAGCUGGAGCUGUCCGGGUUCAGCAUGCCGGGGAAGCCGGGGAUCGUGUGUGUGGAGGGGCGGCGGCGCUGCUGCGAGGAAUUCUGGGCCAGGGUGAAGGUUCUGACGUGGCAGCGCAUCAUGAUCCGCCACAGAGAGGAUGUCCCUCUGGAUCCCACCAAUCAGAGCGCAGAGUCGCUGCGCAGGUUCCAAGGGUUCGAGGAGGCGGUGUUCGAUCCUCACGGCAGCAGAGGGAACCACAUGGACCUCGGUCAGCUCUUCCAGUUCCUGAGCGAGCGCGGCUGUGCCGAGAUCUUCCAGCUGUAUUUCGGAGUUGAGGGACGAUGAGGAGAACGUGAGGAGAACCGGGGUGAUGAUUUUACAGUGUUUGCAGUAAGAGAACGAGGACGGUCCUCCUGUAAAAACUUGGACUGGAUUAUUUUCAUGUUUUUGUACAGAAAAGUUGGGACAGACGGUAAAAUGAAUAAAGAGAUUUUUAAUGUUUAA
This is a messenger RNA of Trichomycterus rosablanca, 1259 nucleotides long. It is a transcript of the gene rwdd2b, whose product is annotated as RWD domain containing 2B. The coding region runs from base 249 to 1100 and encodes 283 amino acids. The transcript has 4 exons. Gene Ontology annotation, molecular function: protein binding. The record is from RefSeq and is a predicted model, not a curated record. NCBI's taxonomy places the organism in Eukaryota, Metazoa, Chordata, Actinopteri, Siluriformes, Trichomycteridae.